Molecule: messenger RNA, 615 nt
Organism: Papaver somniferum (opium poppy)
Lineage: Eukaryota; Viridiplantae; Streptophyta; Magnoliopsida; Ranunculales; Papaveraceae
Exons: 1
Coding region: 1-615 (204 amino acids)
Source: RefSeq, a predicted model, not a curated record
AUGGAAUACUUCACAAGAUCCCUAAUGCAUGCUGAGUCUAUAGGCUUAAUAAAAGGUAUUCAAGCAACUAAUAAAUCCAUAGCUAUUAGUCAUCUGCUUUUUGCGGAUGAUUGUAUGCUAUUCUUCCAUGCCUCUGAUAAAGGAAUUCAACAGAUAAAAGAGAUCCUUCACAAGUUCAGUCUGUUGUCAGGAGAAAUCAUCAACUUCAAUAAAUCAUCAGCAUUUAUUGCAGGAGCUAUAACCCCUGAACACAAACAAAGAAUCUUAAAUAGUCUGGGAGUUAAACAACUGAUAAAUGCAGACAAAUAUCUGGGUCUUUCCAUUCUUUUGGAGAAGUCUAAAACUAAAUCUUUUGCUUCAGUAAAAGACUCUUAUGAGCACAGACUUCAAGGAUGGUGUUCUAAAACAUUAAAUUUGGCGACAAGAACUACACUUAUACGAUCAGUAUUAGAUGCUAUGCCAGCUCAUUAUAUGAUUAAUUUCAGACUACCAAAGACUCUUAUUACUAAACUUGAAUUAAUUCAGAGGAAGUUUUGGUGGGGCCGUAAAAAAAUAGGGGUUAUAAUCCAAUUGCUUGGAAUUCACUCUGCUUACCGAAGGAAGAAGGAGGGUUAG